GAUGACUCGACCGUGGAAUCAAAAGGCAAAACAUCUGGCAAGCUCAGCCAGGCACAGUUCGUCUUAUUGCAUCCACUAAACGACAAGCGUGCGAACUUUAGUCCCAAUUUGUGACCAAAAUGUGGUCGUUUGUUCUUCUCCUCGUGAUUUUCCCAGCUGUAUCGACUGCUCAUGGAGGCGGGGAUCACCAUCAGGAACUUAUUACUGAUUUGAACCAGGCUAGGGAGUUCUUAGCCAGCUACAACGAGAGUUUAUCGGUGCUGGAGUAUGAAGCCACUCUAGCUGGCUGGGAGUUUUCCACCAAUAUCUCGGAUCACAACGAGCAGAAGGAGGUGGAAGCGAAUUUGGUGUACGCGGCGUUUAUCAAUGAAGCGGGACAGAACGCCAGCCGUUUCGACGAUACAACUUUCCCCGAUGACGUCAGACGACGACUGAGCAAGAUACGUGACAUUGGGACGGCGGCGCUCGAUUCGGCCAAAGUGGAAGAGUUGAAUGAAUUGAUCAAUUCUAUGACCGAUAACUACAGCACUGGCACGGUAUGCCGGCCGGAGAAUGCGAGCGUAUGUCUGCAACUUGAACCUGGGUUGACUCGAGUAAUGGCCAAUUCCCGAGAUUGGAAUGAGCUGGUCUGGGCAUGGGAAGGAUUUCGGGACCGAGUUGGCGUUCCCAACAAACCUCUGUAUGCCCGUUAUAUUGAACUUAGCAAUGAAGCAGCUCGUCUCAAUGGAUAUCCCGAUACAGGAGCGUACUGGCGUUCAUACUACGAGGUCGAGGAUUUAGUUGGGCAAGCUUACAAAUUAUACAACGACAUCCUCCCGCUGUACAAGCAACUCCAUGCCUACGUCCGGGGAAUCAUGCACAAAACCCAUGGGGAUAAAGUUGACAUCAAGGGGCGUAUUCCAUCUAACCUAUUAGGUGACAUGUGGGGGCGCUUUUGGGGCAACAUUUAUAAACAGGUGUUGCCUUAUCCGGACACACCAGAUAUUGACGUCACUGACACUAUGGUUGCCAAGGGAUUUACCCCACUGCGAAUGUUCCAACUUGCCGACGAUUUCUUCGCGUCUUGCGGACUCAAGAGAGUCAACCAGAAGUUCUGGAACUACUCCAUGCUGGAGAAACCCUCCGAUGGUCGGGAGGUGGUGUGCCACCCCUCCGCUUGGGACAUGGGCAACGAACAGGAUGUCAGAAUAAAGAUGUGUACAGAGGUGAACAUGGAGUAUUUCCAGAUUGUUCAUCAUGAGAUGGGGCAUAUACAGUACUACCUACAGUACGCUGACUUGCCCACGUCCUUCCGUGAUGGAGCCAAUCGUGCCUUCCAUGAGGCAGUUGGGGAGGUCAUUACCUUGUCGGUAGCCACGCCCACUCACCUGUCACACCCGGAUGUUGGGCUGUUGAACGACACCAUGGGCGAGGUUGAUAGUCAAGAAACGGACAUCAACUUUCUUCUGAAAACUUCACUGAACACCAUCGGUACUCUACCGUUCAGCUUGGCAUUAGAACAGUGGCGAUGGGACGCGUUUGCCGGUACGGUGGAGCAGGGCAAAUGGAACGAACGGUGGUGGCAGCUCAAACAUGAUCUUGUCGGUGUCAAGGCGCCUGUGGAUCGAACUGAGGAAGAUUUCGAACCUGGCGCCAUGUUUCACAUUCUCGUUGACUACUCCUUUCUCAGAUAUUUCAUACGAACCAUCAUCCAAUUCCAGUUCCACAAAGGUCUCUGCGAUGCUGCCGGGCACACUGGGCCGCUCCACCGGUGUGAUAUCUACAAAUCCACGGCGGCUGGAGACAAACUGGCCCACAUGUUGAAGUUGGGCUCUAGCAAGCCGUGGCCAGACGCAAUGGAAGCCAUUACGGGUCAAAGGUCAAUGUCAGCCGACGCCAUCAACGACUACUUUGCGCCAUUGAUGACGUGGUUGGAAGAGACCAAUAGGAAGAACGGAGAGACGAUCGGAUGGGACUCUGGAGGUGUGGUUUAUAGCAUGUCGUUGACACUUCUGCUAGCGUGCAUGUUGGUGGCAACAUAUGCCGUCUAAUCGUACCUAUUCACGGCCUAGUCAUUUCCCCAUCGCACGGUAAACCCACGGAAAGGAAUUAUACUUGUCCCGCUGACAGAGCAGGAAAUUCGGCACAGAUCGAAACGUUGAUUCAUCAUCCCAGGUGCGCAUUAACGGAGUAAUGUUGUUGGAACGCAUCCAGGUUCUCAGCUCUUGACCAGAUUUUAGCGGGAAAUGGUACAAUUUGGCGUUCAAUGACAAACUAACUGUACGUAGGCCUACGUCUUUACUUAAAAUUGGCUUCCAAAUUUUUGUCCCGAGACUUUUUUAAUCCAAAUAGUUCUCUAAAUACCUCUUGGAUUUUUUGCUCGAUCCCUGGUAUGAAAUAAACCGAACCAGAUAAGUUGUAUGGCCCUGCAUGGGACCGACCCGAUUCUUGCAGUAUAGUAAGAUAGGCGUAUGCCUUAAUACGAUCGCAGUGUAACUAUCUGUAAUUUAAAGGGAGUUGUAUCAAUGCAGUGCGAAUUACAUUGAAUUGGUUUUGACAGGUUAACCUUAUGGGUUUUUUAAAUGUUAUUCUCGACCGGUAUCUUCUUCCUUCCUUCAUUCUAAAUCCACGAUGAUUCCACUAGAUCUGCUUUAAUCCCGUAGGCAUUAUGGUCGACAGGUGUUUCUACACUUUAGCUUUCGUUUUUUGGCCAUUUUCCAAUUCUCGUCUGCAUUCCGGCUUCAUCCCCGGCUUACGGUGCUCCAGUUCGAACUAAAUGAAAAUACUUCGGUUACUAUGUGUCAGAAAUUCGAGGCUCUGUUGAGCAGAAGGGCCUCAGCUGGGACCUAAAAUCCUGGAGCUGAUUUAAGCCAAAGGUCGAACUGGCAAUAUGCCAAAGUUUACCCAAGUUUGGGGCUCUUUUUCCCCUAGUGCAAUGGGCUUAACUGUCAACAGAGGGCGCCAAACCAAUGUCGCUUUUCAUGGAUCGACGCUUUAAAGUUAAUGCAUUACCUUCAUAAACCUUAAAAUAAGUAAGAUUUAUCAUUUGAAAAAAACCAGUAAAAUUACUCUAAACCUAAACAGUGUCUUAUCUAGUCUCCAUUAUCUGCCUUUAAUGUUGCAAUGCCUUUUCUCGAAUGCCGUAAAAUAAAUUAUGUGUCACUCACAAAAUCUUUUCAGUGUAUAUGCUUUAUUUGACGCUCAUAGUAAGAACAACCGAGUAUAAGGCCAAAAAAAAAAA
This is a messenger RNA of Patiria miniata (bat star), 3220 nucleotides long. Its product is annotated as angiotensin-converting enzyme-like. Gene Ontology annotation, biological process: proteolysis. Gene Ontology annotation, molecular function: metallopeptidase activity; peptidyl-dipeptidase activity. The record is from RefSeq and is a predicted model, not a curated record. The transcript is spliced from 13 exons. Bases 120 to 2030 code for a protein of 636 amino acids. Gene Ontology annotation, cellular component: plasma membrane. NCBI's taxonomy places the organism in Eukaryota, Metazoa, Echinodermata, Asteroidea, Valvatida, Asterinidae.